AACGCAUGGAUGUCAGUAUUUCAAUCUAUUGAAUUGAUUAAAGUCAACAAAGAAGGUAAGGUCACAGAGUCUGUCAAGCUUGACUUUAACCCGGGGUGUCUGACAGUGACAAGCACAGAAGAACUACUGAUCACGUGUUAUGGUGGUUCACCACUGAUAAACAAACUAUCCAAGGACAGACGAGUGACCAGAUUUACUGACAUCAUUCCGCUUAAAGCCUGUGGUAUCAGUGUCAAUGACAGUGACGAAGUGUUCGUUACUACUGCCACUACAACAAUACAGGUACUGAACAUGUCCGGGGAUAGGAUCAGACAAAUCUCGCAUGGAGGCGGAUGGCGGAGUAUCGUAUGUUUGGCAACAGGAAAUACAGUUGUUUCCACUGGUUAUUCUAAUAUUUAUUGUGAAGAAAUGAUUGUCAUCAACAAAACUGAUCAGGUCAAACACAAGUGGAGUGGGGAACUGGACAAUGGUCAGAAGUUAAAAAAGACGUUGCAAUGUGAUAUAGCAAGUGACAGAUAUGACAGAAUUUUUGUACCAGACUACUACACUGACCAGGUAUACGUCGUUACGAGGAAUGAGAGAAUGGCCAAGUGUCUCCUGGACAAGACACACGGAGUAACACAUCCAUUAGCUGUGUGUGUGGACAUGUGUGGACAGGUUUGGAUUGGCUGUGAGAAUGGUACAGUAUAUGUGAUGCAACUAUAAACAAGAGAGAAGAUAUUUCAAUGAAUAAAAACUGGUAACAUAACAUUAUAGUGACAGUAGAAAUGUCUGCAAUCUAUAAAACCUAGCCGCUGACGCUGCAAAAUGACAAGAACUUGUCCAUACAAUAACAGUCUUAACUUGUCAACUAUACAGACUGUGUUUUUUAAUCUAUAAAACCUAACCGUCGACACUGCAAGUAGACUGUUUUCUAUAAUGACAGUAUUGACAUGUUAACUAAAAGUCUGUUUGGUU
Molecule: messenger RNA, 957 nt
Organism: Mizuhopecten yessoensis (Yesso scallop)
Lineage: Eukaryota; Metazoa; Mollusca; Bivalvia; Pectinida; Pectinidae
Exons: 1
Coding region: 10-705 (231 amino acids)
Source: RefSeq, a predicted model, not a curated record